Molecule: messenger RNA, 1860 nt
Organism: Venustampulla echinocandica
Lineage: Eukaryota; Fungi; Ascomycota; Leotiomycetes; Helotiales; Pleuroascaceae
Exons: 5
Coding region: 1-1860 (619 amino acids)
Source: RefSeq, a predicted model, not a curated record
AUGGUACAUAUACCUUUCCUUGGGCGCUUGAAUCUGAGUGAGUAUGCCGCCCUUGUUGGGUCGUUUUUCCUUGUAGGGCUGGAGGCGUUGUUUAGAAUAUUUACUCUGGCAUUACCCACAUCAAUAAUCAAUCUUUUGUAUCGAGCUUCUCGACGUCUGUUUAAUCGGUUUACCUCACCUGCCGAAAAGAAAUCUGCCACUCGAAAAGAGGACCUCUCGACUUCUAUUCGGAAUGCUUCAGAUUUUGUGGACAUCUGUGAACUAUAUGGCUAUUAUGCCGAGGAGCAUAUCGUCCAAACAGAAGAUGGCUACCUCCUAGGACUGCAUCGCCUAGCAUGGCGUAGAGGCGAAGAAAAUCGAAAAGUAAACCAGGGAGCAAACAGUCUCAAGAAGAACGUGAUCUACAUGCACCACGGGUUACUGAUGAACAGCGAAGUGUGGGUCUGCCUCACAGAUGAGGAGAGGUGUUUGCCUUUUAAGCUGGUAGAGAAGGGAUAUGAUGUUUGGCUUGGCAACAACCGUGGAAACAAAUACUCCAAAAAGUCCGUUCACCAUUCCCCGACAGACACGGCCUUUUGGGACUUCUCGAUGGAUGAAUUUGCAUUUCACGAUAUUCCAAACAGCAUCAGCUACAUCCUCCAAACCACCUCGGCGCCAUCCCUAUCCUAUAUUGGAUUUUCUCAAGGAACAGCUCAAGCAUUUGCGGCUUUGGCUGUUCACCCUAAACUUAAUGACCAGGUCAAUGUCUUCAUCGCCCUCGCUCCCGCCAUGUCACCAGCUGGCCUUUCUAAUGGUAUCGUCGACGCUCUGACCAAAGCAUCGCCACAAGUCAUAUUUUUGCUUUUCGGGCGCCGCUCUAUACUUAGCUCGGCAAAUAUGUGGCAAGCCGUACUCUACCCGCCAAUCUUCGUCCGCGCAAUAGACCACGGCCUAUCAUUUCUCUUCGGCUGGCAUGCCCGCAACAUUUCCACCAGCCAAAAGCUCGCCGCUUACCCUCAUCUUUACUCUUUCACAAGUACAAAAAGUGUGGUACAUUGGUUUCAGAUAAUCAGAACAAAGAGCUUUCAAAUGUACGAUGACGAUGUCCAGCCGGUCAUCCCACUGAGUAGCACAAGCAAAUAUACCAAGGUUGCAAAAUUUCCCACUCGUAACAUUAAAACGCCUGUCGUUUUGGUCUACGGGGGAAGCGACUCCUUGGUUGAUAUUAAAGUUAUGCUGAAGGAGCUCCCCUCUCAUACAGUCGCGACCGAGAUUCCGCACUACGAGCAUCUCGACUUCCUCUGGGCACGAGAUGUAGAUACUUUGGUCUUCCCUCAUGUGUUCGAUGCAUUAGAAAGCUUCGUCGAUGCAGAGCAUACCCAAGAAGAAUACGAUCGGUAUCGCAGUGCUCGUCAUGUUUCUCUAGGGGUAGGAGCAAAUAGGCCGGCUAUAACAUAUAUGAGUGAGGAUGAUGGUAGCAGCCCAACUACGGGUACGAGUAGCUACGUCGUGACGAGCAGGGUACCUGGGUUGGGUGCUAAUUCGUUUUCGUCCGCCCAACGACCCAGCAGCUCCAGGGAAGGAGCACCAAAAAAGACAAAGACUCAACUGAGCGAGUAUGAAGACUCAUCGGAAGGAUCAUCACCAAUUAUGCCUAUAUAUACAAACAAUAAAGGGAACCCGAGCUUAGCGAACGGCCUGCGAAAGGUCCGCCGGGGAAGUGGUGGGAGCAAUAUCAGUUUUGAGACCAACGGCCUUCGAGGGAUCAAUAUUGGCGCUGGAAGGGCUGUAAGUGGUGUUGUGAAGACCGAAAUGGCGGGGGCAUUGAUGGGGAGCUCUGAUGACAGCGGGUCUGUUGGUGGAAAACGGAAGAAGGGAUGA